GAGAGAUGGACCGCUACAUGGGGGGAGAAAGAUCCACCUUGCAUUUCUCUUUUAAGUACUGGCGCAUCAGUGAUGCAUAAACUCCGGCCACAGCCGGCUUGGGAUAGAACAUGCACGGCAGCUGCUGCUGCUGGUCUUCUCUCAGAAUUUCACCAUCGAUCAUCCGGUGCUGCACUCACAUGGGCUUGAUAAACAUGCGGAAAAUGUGGAGAAUGCAUUGGACGUCUUACUCAAAUCCCUCACCGCUCGACGCUUGCGGAUGGGCCGGUCCAUCAAUCGGAAGGAAAGACGUAACAAGUGCAUCUAAAAGAACAGAACUUUUUUUUUAAUCUUGUCCUUGUGCUUAGAAGAUGAACUAUAGCUGGUAAUUGUUGCUUGUAAGUCUACUGGGCUGACGAAAUUAAAGCAACAGGCUUAACAUUUUUUAACGUGGUAUCAUUAUUAUUUCCAAACAGAUUUGAGGGAAAACUCUGUAUGUUCUUUUUUAAAAACAAAGUAGAGUCAUUGUGGUUAAAACUAUAGUUAUGUAAACCUGGGGAGCUACUGUUUUGAAUUUCUGAACUAUGUUAUCACAUUGCGAACUAUGUUAUGACAUUGCGAUCUUAACUCAUGCAUUCUGGCAGUUCCUUUUUAGAUAUGAUUCUCGCAGCUACUUGCUAGACUAUUAUGAGAACAUAUGACGAGGAACUAUUGAAUGGACUAGUAGAUAAGAAGCUUGUGUCAAGGACCCUACCUGUUGUAGAAGCACUCGGUUGUUGAAGAGAAGCUAUGUAAUUUGUCUUCAACGAUAUUUUAGAUGAAAUUUUUAGUAGAACUUUCUACUUGAAGAACUUGAUGUCAAUAAAUAUAGGGGCGCCAGGGUCAAUUUGUGUAUUUCGUUAGAAGCAAUGAAUUUGAUAUAUCAAAUGACGUGGAAAUUUGGAUAUUCGGCUAGUACAGCUAUACUAAGUAUUUCUAGAAAUGGAUUUAAUCAUGCAUCUCAGUCAUGGCACUAUAAUAGUCUCACCAAGAACCUAGUCCCUUUCUUUUGAUUGGUUUCUUUCCAGCUCAUCUUUUCUGAUACCAACCCAUUACAAUUGAUGGUUCACCUCAGCCAACUAACUCUGCAAGCCCCUUUCCUUCUCUCCCAAACCGCAUGGAAAGUUUAUUAAAUUGAUUGUUUAAUUACAUUUUUCUGAAGCUAAUUUUCUAAAGAAUGUCAUCAAUGUGACAUUAUCACAUAGCUGCCUAAAUCUUCUCACCUACGAUAACUACACUUGGAAGCGCUUUUGCACCUUCCAAGAAUGCCGAGUAUAGGUUGCCAAUUGGACCCCACCACUCCAUAAUGUUCCAUCCUAACCUCUCCUCUCCCUCUCCUUUGGUUAAACACCCGUAUCUACCCUCCUCAAAUCCUCUUUUUAGUUGCCCCUUCAAUUUCCUCUCUUAAAUUAACUUCUCAGUUCACCAUCACCAUCACUCCAACCAUGGCCAAAGCUUCAAGGGCCUGCGCUCUCUUGCUCAGGUUCCUGGCUAUGGCAGCAACCAUCUCCGCUGCCGCCAUCAUGGCCACUAGCCAUGAGACUACCAACAUCUUCAGCAUCACCAUCAAGGCUGAGUUUUAUCAAAUCCCUUCUUUCACGUUUUUCGUUAUAGCCAACUCCAUCUCCGCUGCCUACAGCCUUAUUGCUCUCUUUUUACCGCCGGCAGGUCUAAUCUCAAGAUGGUUUGCUGUGUUUGAUGUGAUUAUUGCAAUGCUGCUGACUGGUGCAAUGGCGUCGGCUGGAUCGAUAUCACAGGUGGGGAAGAAGGGAAACGUGCAUGCAGGAUGGCUUCCCAUCUGCGAUGAGGUCUCCAAGUAUUGCAAUCAGAUCAUGGCAGCCCUCAUAAGUGGCUUCAUUGGACUUUUUCUCUACACCAUAAUUGUUCUGCAUACCAUAACCACUGAGCUCAAUCCUCUGCUUCCCUAAACAAAUGGUGGUCAAGUGGACUUUACUAUUGUAUGCAUGUUUCUGUCAUUAAACAUGAUUAUCAAAAGACAGUAUUCUAAUUGCUUAAUUAGUUAUGGAUGCAACUUAAUAUUCAAUGAUGAUUACGCUUGCAUGUUUGGCAAUUUGGCAUGCUGUACUCCCGAGGUUUUUUUCUUCUAAGGAUGUUAUCUUAUUGCAAUGUAAAGUUAUAGUGUUAUUUAUUAUUAUUAUUUUU
This is a messenger RNA of Dendrobium catenatum, 2181 nucleotides long. Its product is annotated as CASP-like protein 1C1. The transcript has 4 exons. Bases 1464 to 1946 code for a protein of 160 amino acids. The record is from RefSeq and is a predicted model, not a curated record. NCBI's taxonomy places the organism in Eukaryota, Viridiplantae, Streptophyta, Magnoliopsida, Asparagales, Orchidaceae.